UCUGCGUUCGCGGCACUCGGGACUUAGCGCGUGAGUCUUCGUCCUCGUUGUCGCCAUGCCCGCCGACAUCAGCCAGUGGUCCGGGCCGCUGAGCCUGCAGGAGGUGGACGAGCGCCCUCAGCACGCGCUGCGGGUCGCCUACGCCGGGGUGGAGGUGGACGAGCUGGGCAAAGUGCUGACGCCCACCCAGGUUCAGAAUAGGCCCAGCAGCAUUUCGUGGGAUGGCCUUGACCCAGGGAAACUCUACACCCUGGUCCUCACCGACCCGGAUGCUCCCAGCAGGAAGGACCCCAAAUUCAGGGAGUGGCACCAUUUUCUGGUGGUCAACAUGAAGGGCAAUGACAUCAGCAGCGGCAAGGUCCUCUCUGAUUACGUGGGCUCUGGGCCUCCCAGUGGCACAGGUCUACGAGUUCCCUGGAGUUCUCCAAAGUGGACGUUCUACACUGAUCAGCUCGUGCGAAGCUCUUGCCUCCACCGCUACGUCUGGCUGGUGUACGAACAGGACAAGCCACUGAACUGUGACGAACCCAUCCUCAGCAACAGGUCAGGAGAUCAUCGCGGCAAGUUCAAGGUGGCGGCCUUCCGCAAGAAGUAUCACCUGGGAGCCCCCGUGGCAGGCACAUGUUACCAGGCGGAGUGGGACGACUACGUGCCCAAGCUGUAUGAGCAGCUCUCUGGGAAAUAGAGGUGCCGUGGAGGCCAGCGGUCCUGGGGACCCCCACAGUAUUGUCGAGUUGUACAAAGCAUGCUGUUUCUCCUUCUUCCUUCCUACCCCUCGCAGGGAGUCCCGAGCUGUGCUAGGAUAGAGGUGUAGGGUGAUUUUCUGCUGCCUAUCCUUAGGAUUCUAAUAAUCGUAUCCGGGUUUAUGUUUGCUCGAAUUUAGUCUCCAUCUAGGGGGUGUUUGGUGUUCUGAUGGAGUCCUUGUAUUGUUAAUUUAAGAUUUGCAACUCUGAAAAGUAAAGACACUCUGCCCCAUGUGAGGGUGAGGGCUAGUGUUGUCUGUACGUGGUUUGACAAGGACUCGCCCAGAACCAGGCAUGGUGGCAUCUUCUGAGAUGUGUUUUUAAAGUUCUGUCCCCAACUGGGACAACACAAGGCUUCCAUUUCAGCUGGGGCAGGCGGCUGCACAGGUGUUGGUGUCCUGUAGCUCUAAAGAACAGGGCUACUGUGCUGAGGCGAGGCCCCAGAGAGAGGGCUAAGUCUUGCUUCUCAGCAUGAGUAAAAGUUCCUGGAGUUGCUUGGUGUGUUAAUCUUGUCUGUACAUCAUCAAAUAAAAAUAAAGGCAUUGAA
Chionomys nivalis (European snow vole) is the source of this 1290-nucleotide messenger RNA. It is a transcript of the gene Pebp1, whose product is annotated as phosphatidylethanolamine binding protein 1. Lineage: Eukaryota; Metazoa; Chordata; Mammalia; Rodentia; Cricetidae. The transcript is spliced from 5 exons. Bases 56 to 685 code for a protein of 209 amino acids. Gene Ontology annotation, biological process: negative regulation of MAPK cascade. The record is from RefSeq and is a predicted model, not a curated record.